Molecule: messenger RNA, 2787 nt
Organism: Cyclospora cayetanensis
Lineage: Eukaryota; Apicomplexa; Conoidasida; Eucoccidiorida; Eimeriidae
Exons: 9
Coding region: 1-2787 (928 amino acids)
Biological process (GO): endosomal transport
Cellular component (GO): AP-type membrane coat adaptor complex
Source: RefSeq, a predicted model, not a curated record
AUGAAUGCUUCGAGUCUGUUGGGAGGGCCCCAUGGUCCUCCCCAGAUGGAUACUUCGAUGAGCACGCUGGCAGGUGGAAACUCCGACCCCCGCCCCGAAGGAGUGGGAGCUUUGCCAUCAGAAUCCACUUCCUCUUAUUCGGAAGUGCCUUUCCACGCCUCGUCUCCCUUCUCGCAUCACGCCGACAAGGGGCCCCCCUCUAGUGUACCUCAUGGGGCCUCGGGUAAGGGCUCCUCCACCGGCGUCUCGCGAGGGGCCCCCGGGGGGGAGGGCCCCCUGGGAUACUUGCUCUAUUCGAUUGCGCUGGCACACAACGACCACUCUCGCGUGUCUGCUCUGCUGACGCUGGAGGCGAACUGCGGAAGCCUCCUCUCGGAUACUCAGCGUCUUCAUGCAGCCUUCGCUGCUUUGGAUGCAAUCGUCUGCAACGCUGUGCCUUUCACUAUUAAGACAGGCCGUCACCGAAAAAUACACUGGACUGAAGAAAGUCUCGCUUCAGCUGCCCAUGGCGCUGCUGCGGAAGAGCAGCAACAGCCCGAAGCCACUCCUGUUGAAGAGGCGACUUCCCCAGCAAUAGACACUGGCAGAUCGACUUCCCCUUAUGCAAGAGGAAUGAGGCUUCGCAAGGGGCCCCAAGGAGCCAUGCGAUGCUCCGGCCCCUCUGCAACUGUAGUAGUUAAGCGACCCUUCUCAGUGCUUUCACGCUAUGUGACAUUGCAGGUGUGGGUGUCGAUGGCAGUGUCUCUAGACUGUCUCCUGGUGGCUCCCCAGUGGCUGCAGCGCCUCGUCGGGCUUCUGCAUGCAUUCGCGAGGAACGUGGGAUCUCCAGCCGACGCCCCCUUUAGAGCCUUUGCAUGCACGUGUCUUGAGGAACUUGAAUUGGCAUACCCCGGAUUGCUAUCGCCUCUGCUAGGCCCUGAAGGCUUUGGAAGUUCCCUCAGCGUAGCUGCUGCAGGCACUCUGCAGUUGGCUUCAGUGGCGCAGCAGGGGGAUUCAACGAAGGCUUCUUCAUCUCCCCUGUUUUUGACAGAUCUUCUUCAGAGGGAGCGUCAACUAGCUGCUGAGGCCUAUGCAGUGCUUCUCUUGCGUUGCAUGCGUCACCUCUCUGCCAACAUAGUCUGUGAGAGUCGGCUCGCCAGAGAAGCGCCGGAGAGAGGCCUCCCCACGAAAGAGGAAGACCUUUCAGAGCUCACACAAACGGGGAGACAGUCCCUCAAAAACGGCCUUGACAUGAAGGGCCGUGUCACCUCAGACUCCUCCGAAGGCAACGCACUCGGAUAUACACCAGGAAGACACCUAGGAGGCCCUUAUCCCUGCCAAGAAGAAACGAACGGGCUACACUACAAGAUCCCCUCGAUUGGGGUGUCUGCCGUCCCUCUUCCAGCAGUAACACUCAGCAGCUCGGGCAGCAGUAGCAUGCGGGGAGAUUGUUUGCCUCCUCCCCGGCUGGCUCGAGACUUUGCCAAAUCGUUGAAGAAGGCCUUGUCAGUAGUGCUGGAGGGCUUUUGGAGUUAUGGGGACUGGCCCCAGCUAGCUAUCUGCAUGCACCUGGCGUUUUUUUCUCGGCUGCUCUGCCUCCCCGCGUUUGUGUCUCUCGACAUGUUGCUGCCCCUUCUCCACUCCUCGAGACUGCAUCUUCUCCACGCGUGGGCUCUCCUCGCUGUAGCCUUGAGAAACUCGCCCCUUUCUGGAGGUUCUCAGAGAUUACCAGGACCGGGUGGAGUGGAGCGGCUCACAGGCAGUCCCCAUGCCAUUCUGCUUUCAGCUCGGCUAAGGGAGCUUGUGCAGAACCAGACCAUGAAUCCUCACGAACGUGUCCUCUGCAUUCGGUGGUACAUGGCCUUAAUGCAACACCCCGACUUCUGUGCAGCCUUCGCGGGAAGCUCUCCUACAGUCUUCUGCCCCUCAGCGAGCGACCCCCCCUCUGUGAAAGAGCAGCUGCUACAGGCCCUCCUUCUGCACUGCUGCAGGAGCAAUUCCAGCUGGCGGGGUGCCGCUGCAAACCUGUUCGACGUCUGCGGAGUCAUGUACGAGUUCAAAAGGCCACGCAGCGCUCCCGAAGUGCAUGCAGUAGUCUUCAGAUUCUUGCUCAGGAGCAGCUUGAGAUCCCCGCUUGCCUGCCAGCAACUCCAGGCUUUCCUCUGCGAGAACCUCCGAUGCCAUCCCGUCGAAUUGGAGGCGAGCGUGUUGCUGUUGCUGCAUCAUGCGUCUCGCGCGGCUGAGGCUUCGCUUCAAGGCUCUUCCUCCCCUGCGCCUUGUGCUUCCUGCGGAAAGAGAGGGCCUUGUCAGUGCCUUCAAAAGCCUCAGAAAAAGCCGCCGGAGCCCUCUGUGUGCGAGUCUCUGCUGCUCCCCCUUGCGAGCUUCUUAGAGACGCUUGAGCCCCCCGAAGACCUUGUGUAUUUCUCCUCCCUGAUCUUCGAGCUGUCUGUACACCGCGGCAUCCCUCCGCAGCGGCUCCUGCCGCUGCUCAGACGUCUCAGCCUUACUGCAGCAGCAACAGAUAAGGCGGACGGCAGGCGGAGCUGGCACGCUGCACUUUGUCUCCUCGCCCUGCUACAAACACACAGGGGGAGCAGCGAGAUACGGGAAGGAGUCGGACUUCUGCUACAGGAUCUCGCGCAGGGCCGGGGGGGAUUCGACUGUCGACAGGAGGCUGCCUUGCUCCUCUUGGCUCUUCAUUAUGCGAGCGAUCGGGCUCUUCUUGCCUUGUUGACUGUGACUGGAGGGGAGGCAAGCGGCCUCGUUGAGCGGUACCUCACACAUGUUGCGCCACCACAGUAUAGGUAA